AAUAUUUAUUUAACCCAAAUUAAAAUACUAUGAAACACAAAAACAGAUUGAUCACAAUCAAUAUCUAUAUAAAUAUAUUCGGAUGACGCAUACAAUGAGCUCAAAUUCUACCGAUAUAAAAUAAUAGGUUACCGCUGAAUAAACUUCCCACCUCUCCAAUCUUCAACGCCUCACAGUGUUCCUUCCCUGUGGCCAUCCAUGUCCCGAACAACCAUCAUCGAACACCUCGUCCUCUUCAAAGUCCGCGACUCCACCGACCCCUCGAAGAUCGAGGCCAUGGUCUCCUCCCAUCGCUCGCUUUCCUCCCUCGACCUAGUCCUCCACCUCGCCGCCGGUCCCAUCCACCGCCGCCGCUCUCCGGCCGCCGAUUUCACUCACUUCCUACACAGCCGUUUCCUCUCCAAACCUGAUCUCGCCGCCUACACCGUCCAUCCCUACCACCUCGCCGUCGUCCACCAGAAUGUCCCGAUCAUCGAAGACAUUUUCGCUGUCGAUUGGGUCGCCGAUCUGGACGGCGAGAUCGUUCCGUCACCGGGAUCGGCGAUGCGGUUUCUGAUAGCGAAGCCGCGGGAGGGGACGCCAGCGGCGGAGAUCUUGAAGGCUAUCGACGAGGUUAGGGCGUCGAAGUUAAGCUGGGGGGUGAAUUUCUCGCAGGUUAGGGCGAAGGGGUAUGAGGUGGGUUUGCUAUUGGGGUUUUCCGGGGUGGAGGAGAUGGAGGGGAUGGACGGGGAAGAGGAGUUUGUGGCGAUUGAGGAGAGGAUUGGGGAUUUGGUUGACAGUGUUAUUGUGGUCGAGGUCGUGGUCCCGUCUUCAGGUCUCUAAUGGCGUUGUACUUGAGGAAAAUAAUAAAGGUUACAUAUCAUUUUUUAAAUGAGUUAA
Molecule: messenger RNA, 879 nt
Organism: Dendrobium catenatum
Lineage: Eukaryota; Viridiplantae; Streptophyta; Magnoliopsida; Asparagales; Orchidaceae
Product: stress-response A/B barrel domain-containing protein UP3-like
Exons: 1
Coding region: 199-822 (207 amino acids)
Source: RefSeq, a predicted model, not a curated record